GGACUACUGACGCACUUACAGAGCCAGCCAAUCAUAAGAGAGCGUCGAGCCUGGACGUAAACCUUCCAAUAUGGCAGCUUUCCGGGUAGAGUGCAGAGGCUGGAAAUAAAUCGGCUUUUAACUACAAAGUAUCAUCUUGAACAUACCGUUUGUUUUACUACAAUGUGGCGGGGUUAGGGUGAACGUCUGCAGGCUCCACGGUUUUAAUAAUGUUAGCAGAGGUAAGGACUGUCUUGAUUAAGUGAGGCCUGAGAGUUUGUUUUUGUUCGGCGGUAGUGUCCAUACAUCAAGACAGUGUGUAAGUAAACACAGGGUGUAUGCCUAGGACUCGGAGUGGCUGCAGCACUAGACAGGGCUAGCCAGUUUUAAGCAUUUGGCUGCCGCGUUAAGGAGAUUGUGCAAUUAAAAUAGCAGGAUUAUAUAUUUAUGGCUAACAGUACGUUUUGAAUUGGAUUGCCAAUAAGAGGCGUGAAAAAUAUUGAACUGUUGCAGAAUCAUGAGAGACGAGUGUGGAAUAGGCACAGGACCAGAAGCGGCACCUAAGAUUUGUGAUCUAUGAACUAAAAGAAAUAGGGUGGAAAUAUUGAAAACGAUACCCUUGUAGUCUGAAUGAAGUUAUAACGUUUGUAACUAAUCAGAGGCUUUUCUGAUCUGGCGUACUGUAUUCGUUGGAGUGUUAAGGUCAUUUUAAUGUAUUGUCUGUAUUUACCAUCAGAUUUAAAGUUAAAAUGUUUCCUUUCGCCAGUCAAUAACUCUUAUAAGCCUAGUCCAGGUUAUUGUAAUUUGUAUGUUUAUUUUAUUAUAGCCUAAGUGAUAGACGCUAUUACCUUAUUUUUUAUCAUUUUUUUAAAUGUAAAUAUUUAUUUAAUGUUGGUGUUGCCGUUUUAUGGCAUUAUUAAUGCCAUGUGACAUUAGAUUCAAACACACGCAUACGUCUUUGUUUGAUAGGUUAAAUACACAAAGGUUAAGUUUGGUUUUGUGUCCUGGAAUAUCCACAUGAAUAUCACGUUUCGUACUUUAACAAAGGUUUUAAUUUGAAGACUAGUACACGCUCAUUUAUUUCGUGACAUUUAACUAAAGGAAAGUGUCACGUGAGAAUAAGUUGAUUAGACUGAUAUCACAUCGCAUUAUUUUAUUGAUAUAAAAAAGUGCUUGCUGUAAAAUAUUCACAUUCCCCCUGCCUGCCAUCCCCAUCUUUUCAGUAUAAGACCGUUUGUUUAAAUAUUUUUGCCCACGCUUUUUUACUGGCAUGUACAACUUUUCGUCACAAUAUGCACUAAACAAUUAAUAUUUGCGUGUGGGGAGAAAAAUCGCAAAUCCAUAUUUGGUGUUAAUUAAAAACAUAUAAGCAGUGCAUCUAUUUCAAGAGAUUGCGAAUUGGAGAACAUCCAUUUAUGUAUUCAUCACCAAUGGUGUUUCACAGAUUAAAGAGAACCAGUCUUUCCAUAUGGGGAUGGGGAGGCCUUGGUGUUGUGCUUUUUCUUAUAACAUUUGGACCUUUUGCAAUAUUUUAUUUAGCAUUUUAUAUCCUGUGCUUCGCUGGUGGCUGUUUUGCAGUUACUCUUUUAUUUGGAAAAACAAACUCUGAAAAAUAUCUGGAAAAGUGUGAACACUCCUUUCUUCCUGCAACACAAUCCGGCAUACCCAAGACCUUGGAAGAAAUGAAACAAGAAAGUAGGCAAAUAAAAAUAGACAGAAGACUGACUGGUGCCAGCAUCAUUGAUGAACCUUUACAGCAGGUAAUUCAGUUUGCCCUGAGAGACUACAUCCAGUACUGGUAUUACACACUAAGUGAUGAAGAAUCUUUUCUUCUUGAAAUCCGACAAACAGUACAAAAUGCCCUUGUCCAGUUUUCUACUAGGUCAAAAGAAGUAGACUGGCAGCCGUAUUUCACAACACGAUUAGUAGAUGACUUUGCAACUCAUCUUCGGGUUUUUAGAAAAGCUCAAGAAAGGAUGACAGAAAAGGAUGAUCAAAAACAACUCAAGGAUGAACCAGAGGAGCUUGUAGAAUCCUUCUUUGAAGCUGAAGUAGAAAUGGAGAGAAAAAUCUGUCGUGAUCUUGUCUGCACUUCACCCAGAGAUGAAGAAGGAUUUUUAAGGGAUCUGUGUGAGGUUUUACUGUACUUAUUACUACCUCCUGGAGACUUCCAUAACAAGAACAUGAGAUACUUUGUGAGGGAAAUCCUUGCAAAGGGAAUUCUUCUUCCACUGAUUAACCAGCUCAGUGAUCCAGACUAUAUUAAUCAGUAUGUUAUAUGGAUGAUUCAUGAUUCUAGCUGUAAUUAUGAAGCCUUUAUGAACAUUCUCAAACUAAGCGACAAAGUGGGAGAGCUGGAAGCUGUGAAAGAUAAAGCCAUGGAAGAACUGCAGUUUCUUCGCUCUUUAGACACUGCAGGAGAUGAUAUCAAUGUGAUUAAGAAUCAAAUAAACAGCCUACUAUUUGUGAAGAAAGUUUGUGAUACAAGGAUACAGAGGUUGCAGUCAGGAAAGGAAGUAGAUGCCUUGAAACUUGUAGCCAACUUUGGAAAACUUUGCAUAAUUCCUCUGGAACACAUAUUGGUACACAACAUUGCACUACAGUUUUUCAUGGAUUACAUGCAGCAGAAGGGAGGGCAGGCAGACCUUUUCUUCUGGCUCACAGUGGAAGGGUAUCGAGUCACAGCACAGCAGCAGCUGGAAGUUUUACAGAACUGGCAGAAGGAUGGGAAAAAGCAGACCAACCAGACCAAAGGCUUGUUGAAAGCUGCUGCACUUGGGGUUUAUGAACAGUAUCUGUCAGAAAAGGCAUCCCCUCAAGUUCAGGUUGACGAAUCCUUAGUUGAAAGACUGGCAGAAAAGCUCAACAAAGAAGACCCAACGCCUGAAAUAUUUGAUGAUAUCCAAAGAAAGGUGUAUGACAUGAUGCUGCGAGAUGAGCGGUUCUACCCAUCUUUCAGACAGCACCCUCUUUAUGUGCGGAUGUUGGCUGAGCUUGACAUGUUGAAAGAACCAAGUUUCAGAGGGUCAGAUGAUGGAGAUGGAGAAUCAUUUAAUGGUUCUCCAACAGGAAGCAUUAAUUUGUCCCUAGAUGACCUCUCCAGUGCUAGUUCUGAUGAAUCAAUGCAGUUGCAUGCAUUCAUUUCUGAUACUGCUCAUGCUUACUUACACCCAUAUCCUGUGGCAGGAGUGUGCAAUGACCAUGGGAAGACGUAUGCAUUGUAUGCAAUCACUGUGUUUCGGAAGAAUCCAGACGGCAGCGAGGACACCUGGAAAACCUAUCGUCGUUACAGCGACUUCCAUGACUUUCAUAUGCGCCUCACAGGGCAGUUUGAAAACCUUACAAGUAUUUUAAAGCUCCCUGGGAAGAAGACCUUCAACAACAUGGACAAGGAUUUCUUAGAAAAGAGGAAAAAAGACCUGAAUGCCUAUAUACAGUUCUUGCUGAAUCCUGAAAUGAUGAAAGCUUGUCCCCCUCUGGCUGUUUAUCUGUGUGAUUUUCUGGAAAACAAAGCCUACAAUAAAGGGAAAGGGGACUUUGCACGUAAGAUGGAUACUUUUGUAAACCCACUACGCAAUUCCAUGAGAAAUGUCUCCAAUGCUGUUAAGGCCAUUCCGGACAGUCUGGCAGAGGGAAUGACGAAAGUGUCGGACAACAUGGGAAAAAUGUCAGAAAAACUGGGGCAGGAUUUAAAACAGUCAAUGUUUAAGGUUCCUCCAUUGAUUCAGAAGUCUGAUAUAGACCCUGAACACUGCCGUGUCUCUGCACAGCUGGAUGAUAAUGUGGAUGACAAUAUUCCACUCAGGGUCAUGCUGCUUUUAAUGGACGAAGUCUUUGAUCUGAAAGAAAGAAACCAGUGGUUGAGGCGGAAUAUUAAAAACUUACUGCAACAGCUCAUUCGAGCAACAUAUGGAGACACAAUAAACAGAAAAAUUGUAGAUCAUGUGGACCUCAUGACCUCCCCUGAGCAAGUUGCAGACCAUGUGAAACAUUUCAGAGAUGCCUUUUGGCCCAAUGGUAUUUUAGCAGAAACGCCACCCCGCAGGGAUAAAGCAAUCCGAAUGAGAACGAGAGUGGCUGCCAAGACCAACCUGCUAGGAAUAAUGCCUGAUGAGCUGAAGCACAUAAUUGGUGCUGAUACAACACGGAAGGGAAUAUUACGGGUCUUUAAGAUGUUCCAGCACAACCAGUUAAACCGGAGGCUUGUUUAUGUUUUUAUAGAGGGAUUCCUCGAAACCAUGUUUCCUCAAUAUAAAUUCCCUGAGCUCUUUAUCAAACUGCAUUCAAGAUCUAAACGGAUGGAAAAAUAUUCACAGAAAUUAAAGACUUCCCAGGUUCUCUCCUUACAAAAGAGGUGACACCCCAAACCAGCAAGCUGUGCCCUUAUGACACUAAUGAAUGUGGAGAAAACUAAUCCACACUUGGGUAAGUUUUUUCUGGGCGUUCAGAAUGUACAUGGUAUUUUCUGGCCUGUCAUCUUAGGACAAAGAUGAUCUCAAGAACUGCAGUUUCCCCACCAUCUACAUUCUUGCUCAACCACUAUCUUGAUGUGAUUAUGGCACAGGUCAUUUUGUUAUUUAAUUGUGCAACUUGAAAGAGGAACACUUCUUUAACUGUGUAAGAGGUGUGGAAUUGCAAAAUCGUUGCUUGCUUGCAAGCAUGGAAAAAAAGAUGUCCUUGGAAAAUAGCGGCGAUGCCCAUAAUGAGAAUGUGUAAAAGGAUUUGGCUGCAUAGCAAGGUUAAGCACAAAAUGUGACGAUCCAAGCUAGAGUUCAUGUGAAGUGAAAUGGGCAUGAGCACUAAUCGGGAACCCAAAGUCACUGGAAAGUGGUAGUGAAAGAUAUGAAAUUUAACGUUCAUAAACCGUUUGUGUAGUUUGCAUUAUUUUCCAAAACCGACAUUUGCAUAAACUUCCUCAGACACUUUGCGGACUAUAGACGGUUCAUGUUAACAUCCCUUCAUUUUAAUAUGGUAACAUAAAUCAUAAGUUGAUUCAGCUCUCAGUAGGGAUAACUGCAGCUUCAUGCUUCCUGUAGUUUGUGUGUUUAUGAUGUCUAGGGCUCUCUACGUAUGCAAACACUCAGCCUGGGUACCGUAACUUAAUUGCACAAAAGUUUAGUAUAGUAUCUGUUAAAUUUACUCUGUGGAGACCUAAUAAAAAAAGUAAUAAUUAUGUUAAACUGACUAAAACAGCUAAAUGCAAAAGUACUGAAAGAAAAUGCAUGUAUUGUUGCUUCAUUCUAUCUACAUAUCGAUUUGAAAUCAAGUGUAAGGGCCUUACAUAUAAAAUCAUAUGUGUAUAUAUAUCAUAUGAGCUACAGUACUACUCAGAUGUGAUUUGCAUAUGAUUUACCACUUACAACUGACUGAGGUGACAAUAAAUAAAACAGUGUAAUGUCAAUCAAUACAUUAUUUUAUUCUUUCUACAUUGUGUCUUGCUGUAUAAUACAUUGAUAUGAGUGAUGCAAUAACACUGUAUUGAGCUUAUUUUUCACAGUUUAAAAAAAAAAAAAAUGUAAUAUUGGUAUGUCCAAAUCUAUUUCGGUUUUAAACUUUAAUUUCGGUUUUACCGAAAACCAGUUAGAUGCCAAAAACAGCUGAAAGAGUUUCUACAAAACUGAACUGAUCAUAACUGACUUUUAUUUAGUUAUGGGCCAGGGAACCUGGGUGGUACACAACAUUUACAACACUUAAAUACUGCAUCUAAAAGAAUACAGGUGGACUUGCAUUUGCUUCUUAUGAUGAUUAUUAAUGUAGUUGCUAAUAGGCAGGCAUAACACACAUUCCUUAGAAAGAUACCAAAACACUGUCUCCACAUGAGCUGAAUAAUUGAAUUUAUUUCAAAACAUUUCCUAUAUUGAGAAAAUACUGUGCCCUUUCUAGUUUCAGCUUUUUACCUUGAGGCAUCCUUAAUUAGAGUGAGGAUCCAGUCUUCACUAAAUUAAACUGAUAUACAAAAAAAGAGCUUUGUGAUGUUAUUUGUAGCCCCAGGAUCUUGAUUGUGGCAGACACAGGUAUAAGAAGUCUGAUUUACAGGUGUGUGUGUGGAGACAUUAGACGUUAUGCGAUUUCUCACUGAAUGACGACUAGACAAAGUUGGCUUGUGUAAACUUACUUGGCUUUUUUUAUUUUAUUAAAAUCCUGGUAUUUUAAUUCUUCAUAAAGCAGGUUAAAUCACUGACUUCCCCAAAGAAGGCUGUAAAGUCUAGAAAUCUUUCUCAUGGACACAAGUGAAGCUCAUGUACAAGCAUAUUAAAGUAUGCUUUAAAGAAUGUAACUAUUUGUAAUGUAAAUGUUUUGUAUUUUUUUUUUAAACUGUAUAAUCAUGUAUUGUGUUAGGUUUCAGAUGUGAUUUUAGGAUAACUGUGCACUUAAAUGCAGGAAGUAUUGUGUUUUAGUCUGACAAAUGUGCCACUGUAUAAGGCAUAUAGUUCCAGCCUUAAACUAAGUUUAAAUAAAAAUAAACCUUUAUUAACAAGGUAGUAGCAUCCCUAAAAAGCCCACUACAGUUACAGAAAACAUUUUAUUUUUAAAACCUAUUUCCACCUUAGCAUAGUUUCUUUCUAAAAAAAAUAUAUAUUUUAUUUUGUGCAAUAUUUCUUUAAUGCAUGUGUAUUUGAAUAAUUGUAUAUUGAAAUUAAUGUUUUGAAAUGUAAAAAUAAGUCUUCUAAACCCAACAACUUACAUUCCGUUCUCAUACUAGUUUAUUUAAGGACUUGUUUUAUAAGUCUUGAUUUUCACUCCGUGUAAAACUCACUUAUUAAUGAUGAACUUUGUUUGUAAGCAUGGUGUGUGUGUAUAUAUACACAGUGCUCACCCGUUAUAACGCACCUUGUUAUAGUGUGGAAUUGGUUACAACACGGUAGGGUCGUGGCUCCCAUUUGCUCCAUAAUGCCAUUACAGUAGCCCUUUUAUACUCGUUAUAAGGUGGAACACAAAUAGCACGAACUUGUAACUAUGGCGCACCACUAUAGCGUUAUAAAGGGUGAGCACUGUGUGUGUGUGUGUGUGUGUGUGUGUGUGUAAUAUACAUAUAUAUACACACACACACAUAUAUAUAACAGGGAAUCUAAAGAGCACAUUGCAAAAUAUCUAUGUAUAAAUAUAUAGCAUAUAUACUAAAAGGUUCUGCAUCAUAGAGAAAUUACAUUGCACCUGCUGCACAUGCAAGUUAUUACAAAACAGAUAUAGUCUGUCCAUAAAUGUUUGCAUGAUCGUUUCCUUUGAUGCAGGACCUUAUUAACCCUGUAUAUAUAAAUUUGUUUUAAUGAAUUGUCCAUAUCAUUGUACAGUAAAUGUCAAUAGUGUGCCUAAUUGUACUAUUUUCUUUAAAGAAUAUAGUGUCAAUCGGAAUGUCAUGGUAAUUUUUUUUUUUAACAGACUGAAAGACUCUAAAAUGUUAGUGUGUGUGUGCAUUAUGCUAUUCAAAUGUUCAAUAGAGCAGCUGGAAACAAUAUUACACUAAUAAAAUGUUAACUCAAAGUAGUCUUAA
Molecule: messenger RNA, 7471 nt
Organism: Acipenser ruthenus (sterlet)
Lineage: Eukaryota; Metazoa; Chordata; Actinopteri; Acipenseriformes; Acipenseridae
Product: sorting nexin-13
Exons: 26
Coding region: 1395-4337 (980 amino acids)
Biological process (GO): positive regulation of GTPase activity
Cellular component (GO): early endosome
Molecular function (GO): phosphatidylinositol binding
Source: RefSeq, a predicted model, not a curated record